Molecule: messenger RNA, 2619 nt
Organism: Porites lobata
Lineage: Eukaryota; Metazoa; Cnidaria; Anthozoa; Scleractinia; Poritidae
Source: the annotation of a GenBank genome assembly
AUGGAUUCUACGGAAAUGGGACUUGGUGUACUGGUAAGUAACAAAUUCAUGAACUUCCAUGCAUUGCUUCGCCCCGAUGUAAAGGAAUCCGCAUUCCGGUACAUGUUUUCUUGUCGAAUCCGGUAUCCGGGAAAUUUCUCUUUUGGAAUCUGGAAACGUCAUGACCCGAAGGGUAUGUGCCGCUGGCCUCUCGGAGCCCCUACCCCAUUGUAGUCCAUUCUGUGGCCAAUUAUAGACGCUAUCUUAGUCACUUUUGGGCAAAUGUGUAAUUUUCGCGAUCCCAAUUUAGUCACUUUCUAUUUGUGUAUGUACAGGCCCAGUAUAUUGAAUGAAGAACACUUUACUUUUCACCUACAAUACAAACAUUCUGGUACGUUUGCUAACCGUAAAUAUGAAGAACUGUCAGAAAACUACAGAAAAUGUGCGACCCCAUUCUAGUAACUCUAUUGAAAAUGCCACCCCAUGAAAGUCAAUCCAGUCGUGAAAAUGCGACCCCCAUCCAGCGGCACAUGCCCAUUAGCCUCUUACAAGGUAGUACCCCCUACCUCUCCCCCCGGUUGUGAUGAUCGUGGCGUUUGGAAUCCGGAAUACAGCUCAAGAAAUCCCUCAAUCCCAUCAACGAUUGGAAUUCGGAUCCAAGUUCCACUGACAAAGAAUUCUGAAUCCAGUACCUGGUAUCUGGAAUCCAAGGCGUGGAAUCCAGGAUCACCAAGGGUCUCUUGGAUUCCCCAACAUGGGGCGAGUUGUUUCCCGUCGUGAUAAGUUCAUUAGAUUCUGUAAUACCAGUUAUAUUCCGUGGGUAAGAAGUAAAAACUGUAGCUUCAUCGACAGAAUCAUGAUGUGAAAUGGUUACAGAAAACAACGAGCGCGAUUGGUCCUUUGCACGAUUUAGCCACAUGCUUGGGCCGCUUAACAACGGCUCGCUGAACGGCAAGCCAUUCAAGCGUUCAUUCAGAUCACAAAACUUUGGGUGUGAUCGGGCGAAGCCUUCUUAGGUUAAUUGAAACGUCUUUAAGUCUUGUAAUCCAGUGAUGUCGGUUUAUUUUCAACAGAGUAAUUAAACUAGGAAUGCUCAUCGAUGGCCCUCGAAUGAACCCUUGGAUGGCUUGCUAUCCAGGGAGCAGUUGAUAAGUUCUAUCCAAAUACGUGACAGGGUUUUGCUAAGAGCCAAUAGUCUUGUGGCCUCUCCACAGACCGUUAGUCUAUGAACUAAGUAACCAGGCCAGUGUUCACGUUAUACAGGUGAUCAAUAAAGAGGUUGAUCAUCUCGUUACGUCAAACGGCAAACGCGAAUUUGUACCACGUGACCAAGUUUUCCAUUACUUGUCGUUUACUGUUCAUUAUUUCUACACAUAAAUUAGUAGUUUCACGCAAUUUUUCAUUCAUAAGAAUUGUUUUGAGCUGUUUUUAUCUGCUAAUUUUCUAUUUUGAGAAAGUUUCAACUUGAAUCUGACGUUCGCCGUUUGCCGAAUACGCGAAGCUUAAAUUCUUUUUGAUGUGGUGGUCUCGGUAAAAUUAAAGGAAAGAGGUAAGGCAGAUUGGAAGUCUGGCUAGCCCUCUUUCUCCCUCUGAUUUUGAACAACUCUGAUACAAGAUAUGAUUAUAAACGAUAACACUGAAAUACAUUCGAUACAACUGGCUCAUGAACGGCCUAUUUAAUUUUUACUUAGUAUUACUUGCCACUCUAUGAAAGGCUAAUUGUUGAAUAGGACCGUUGCUGAGGAGAGUAACGAAAGUAUUUUACAUUGGUUGCCUGAUCGGCCACGCUCAAAUCCCUUUUUAUUCCCGACUUCCUAGCAUCCUUAGUCACGGAAGGUUUUUAAUAGCUCAAUUUGUGCUGAACUGGACGCAGAAUAUAUUGAAGUUCACGGGUUCAAACUCUCGGACCCGUCCGAACCUAGGGAUCAUGAACAGGGCCCCUUCAUACUCUCUUGCGGCCGAGACGGACUUAGGGUGUUAAAAUUAAUGCGAUAUAAACUACAGUGAAAAUCUGCGACUUAGAACCUAGUUUUUAAGAGCCUUUUACGAUAAAGUUUGACAGUCAGACCCCUUCUAUACAAGAACGUGUUUGGCCUAAAAAGUUGAAACGGGUUCUUAUUUUUCGAAAUCGAAAAUUCUGUACACUCGGGCAAAUUGGAUAAGGCAACCUUCAGGAACCUCUUUGGAGGAAUAGGUCUCUUAUUACUCCAACUGCAGUUAUUGCAAUCUGAAACAAGUAUACAGGGUUUACCUAGGGAAUGAGCUGAACACCACUUCAUGCUCUUAGCUACGAUGUUUUGUUUUUCUUCAGAAAAUAAGAACCUAUUUAAGAACCUAAAAAGUGUGCUCUUGAGUAAACAUUUAUCAAAGAAUCUGUUAAGGCUAACUUGGGAAAAUAAAGGCCCUAGUCGCGGGUUUUUACUGUAUUACUCUCUCUCGACUGUUAGUUUACUCUCCUCAUUUGCCUCUCCUUUUCUUUUAUUCAAGAUCUCGACGAGUGUACAGCCAACAUUCGUUGAUGUAAUUCAAAUGCGUCUUGUACAAAUAACUUGGGAUCUUUUACGUGCAACUGCUUUCUUGGAUUUUCUGGAGUUGGUCAAACUUGCAGUGGUAAUGACAUUUCUGGGCUGUGAUUUUUAA